UUUUUUGAUGCUGCUCCAUCUCAAAAUGGUACCUAUAGCUAUGGUAGAAUCAAUUUAGGAAUCGUUGGAGGAGACAAAACAGACAUCAGCGCACAUCCAUACCAAGUCUCAGUUCAGUAUUACGACCGUCAUUUUUGUGGAGGAUUCCUGAUUUCAUCUACAUGGGUAGUAACAGCAGCUCAUUGUCUUACACAGGGCUACAGUACAAAUCUUAACAUUAGAGCUGGUAGCUCAAGAGCCCAUAGUGGUGGUCAAGCUGUGAAUGUAAUAAAGUAUGUAAUUCACUCUUCCUACAGUGACUAUACACUCAAUAAUGAUAUUGCCUUACUACAAUUGGCUAGUGCUGUAACUGUAGCUAAUGCUAAAGCUGCUACUCUUCCUGAAGCUGGUGAAGCUCUUGCAGAUGAUACCAGUAUUACGGUAACCGGUUGGGGAGCAACAAGGGAAAAUAGAGCUGGUUCAGAAGAUUUGUUGCAAGUAGUUGUUCCAAAAGUUAGUCAAACUACCUGUGCACUUCGAUACCCUGGCUCAAUAACAACAAAUAUGUUCUGCGCUGGCUACCUGGGAGUCGGAGGUAAAGAUGCUUGCCAAGGCGACUCCGGUGGUCCAGCUUCAGCAAACGGAAAAGUAGUUGGCAUUGUUUCUUGGGGGACCGGGUGUGCCAACGCUCUAUAUCCAGGAGUCUAUGCUAAUGUUGCUAGCGUGCGAAACUGGAUUAGACAGAAUUCAGGAGUUUAAUUUUUUACAAGAUAACAUUACAUGCUGGACUUUGCAAAUGGUUACAUAAUGUAUAAUAAUAAACAAAUAAAAAAGUUGCUAUUA
This is a messenger RNA of Diabrotica virgifera virgifera (western corn rootworm), 822 nucleotides long. RefSeq names its product trypsin. Gene Ontology annotation, molecular function: serine-type endopeptidase activity. The annotation marks the transcript as partial. Gene Ontology annotation, biological process: proteolysis. Lineage: Eukaryota; Metazoa; Arthropoda; Insecta; Coleoptera; Chrysomelidae. The transcript has a single exon. The record is from RefSeq and is a predicted model, not a curated record.